GUGCCGGUCGGCAGACUCAGACCUUUGCCGUAGACGAACGCUUUUUCAAAAACGACUGAAGUUUUGUGUGCGCGCGCAAUUUUUAUUUUUGUUGUCGUUUUUUUGAUUCUUUAUUCAUUUCGUGCCGGCCCUGCACUGCAUGUGUCCGUGUGUGUGAAGCUUGUGUUCUGCAGUGCCGUCUUUUAGUGUGCUUGUGUGCGUGUGUGUCUGUGUCUGCUGCAACGCAGACAACAAAAGAAAUUUGCCGGUCCACCUUCGUUGCUUCCUUGCCCUUGCCCAAUGCCGUUAUUCGCACUGCCAAAAUAACAAAUCGAAUUUUUUCACAUAUGUAGAUAGUUGAAAAUUUUACAACUCAACUUUCAAUUUAUUUGUAUUCAAAGUGGACCAAAAUUCAACAGAAUGGCCUUAAUAAGACUGGCAAGACAACUUGGUCUGAUUGACACCUUGUACGUGGACGGCGCUGGACCAGAUCCUGCCAACGAAUUGGACGACAUUAGCAUCAACGGUGCCACCGAAGCAACAGCCACAGCCGCCACAGUUCCCCUCAAGACAAAGAAAUCGCGCAAAUCAAAGCAGCUGGCCAUGCAACCCUACAGCUAUGUGAUUGCCGUUGACUUUGAGGCCACGUGCUGGGAGAAACAGGCGCCGCCCCAAUGGCGAGAAGCAGAGAUUAUAGAGUUUCCAGCCGUGCUGGUUAAUCUGAAGACGGGCAAGAUCGAGGCCGAGUUCCACAAGUAUGUGAUGCCAAUUGAGUCGCCACGACUGAGCACCUACUGCACAGAAUUGACGGGCAUAGAGCAAAAGACUGUAGACACCGGAGUGCCAUUGCAAACGGCCCUGAUGAUGUUCCACGAAUGGCUGCGCAAGGAGUUGCGCUCACGGAAUCUUCUGCUGCCCAAGACGAACAAGUCAAAUAUACUGGGUAACUGUGCGUUUGUCACAUGGACAGACUGGGACUUUGGUAUCUGCCUGCACAAGGAGUGCACCCGCAAACGCAUGCGAAAGGCGCCAUAUUUCAAUCAAUGGAUCGAUGUGCGAGCCGUUUACCGCGAGUGGUACAAGUAUCGACCCUGCAACUUCAGCGAUGCCCUUUCCCAUGUGGGAUUAGCCUUCGAAGGACGCGCACAUUCAGGCAUUGAUGAUGCCAAGAAUCUGGGCGCACUUAUGUGCAAGAUGGUGAGAGACGGAGCGCUCUUCUCCAUCACCAAGGAUCUGACGCCAUAUCAGCAGCUCAAUCCCAAUUGUGUAUUGUGAGAGAGAAAGAGAGAGGAGAACUCUUUCCAAAAUAACAUAAUGAAAACAAAACAAAUGCACUUAGUUACUGACUUUUAAUAAAUAAUUAACAGACAGUCGGACAGUUCUUAAAUAUGAGGAGAACAGCCUGACAAAACACUUUUUGUAUGGGAAAUUAAAUGAUGAUUUUGAUUUUGAUUUUCAUUUGUUUUCUAUAACCGCAAUUGAUAAGACUUGAAAAUUGACGAAUUCUUUAAUUACCGCAAUGCAACACAAGGCGGCAUAAAUAUACACAUGCAACAUAAACAUAUAACAAACAAUGGAGAAUACACAUACUUACAUAUAAGAUAUGGCCUUAGAGCAUAUUUUUCUACCAUUCAUACUUGAUAAUUCAUAGUUAUACUAAAUAUUUAGUCUAUACCAAGUACUACGUACAUAUUGUACCAUAUGGGGAAUAUCAUACUUAUGUUAAUGACUUACACAGCCUACCAUUUAAGUUUAAGAGCAUUACUAAUAAAACGACAAUAGACAUACUACUUAUCCGAAAAUAAU
This is a messenger RNA of Drosophila innubila, 1785 nucleotides long. Its product is annotated as ERI1 exoribonuclease 2-like. Bases 400 to 1254 code for a protein of 284 amino acids. The transcript has 3 exons. Lineage: Eukaryota; Metazoa; Arthropoda; Insecta; Diptera; Drosophilidae. The record is from RefSeq and is a predicted model, not a curated record. Gene Ontology annotation, biological process: exonucleolytic trimming to generate mature 3'-end of 5.8S rRNA from tricistronic rRNA transcript (SSU-rRNA, 5.8S rRNA, LSU-rRNA). Gene Ontology annotation, molecular function: 3'-5'-RNA exonuclease activity; nucleic acid binding.